AUGGCUCCUUUAAAGAAGCGAGGAAGGAAACAGGACGAUAGCGAAGACAAGGACGAUAAGAAAAAUGAGUCAGAACUUCAAUUGCGUAAUCCGUCGCAUAUUAAAAACAAAAUGAAGCGUCAACUUGUCAUGCAAAAGUUUCGCAAGGAAAAAAAGGAGGCGAGGAAAGCGGCACAACUAAAGCGCCGACGUGAGGCAGAAGAAUUAGGUGAAGCAGCACCACCAAAGUUAGAACCACGAACUAUCGAUAAUACUCGUGAAAAAGAGGUGACAAUGGUGAGUAAUGAAGGUGAUGAAGAGAUCGAAGGUGACGAACGCGACGACGAAUUUGCGAGCAUUUUUGGCAAUGAAGAAACACCAAAGCUCAUGAUUACCACACGACCGUUUCCAUCGGGUGAUAUCUAUCGUUUUAUUAAAGAUCUGAUGGAUUUAUUCCCAAAUUCAUUUUACUACAAGCGUGGAACGUUUGAUAUUAAAGAAAUUGUGCAAUUUGCCAGCAACAAAAAAUUCACACAUCUCAUUGUGCUUUCGGAGAAGAGUAAGAUUUGUAAUGGAAUGCUUGUGAGCCGUCUACCUGAAGGUCCAACAGCGUUUUUUAAAGUGUCGAAUGUGAAGCUGACGUCGACAAUUAAGGAGCGUGGUCGUCGUACAAACCAUCAGCCAGAACUUAUUCUGAACAAUUUUUCAACACGUCUAGGUCACCGUGUAGGCCGCUUUCUAGGCUCAUUAUUUGAGCACCAACCUGAAUUUGAAGGCCACCAGGUUGUGACAUUUCACAACCAGCGCGACUUUAUCUUUGUACGACACCAUCGCUACACUUUUGAGAAUGAAAAAAAAGCACGUUUACAGGAGAUCGGUCCACGAUUUACGAUGAAGUUGCGAUGGCUGCAACAAGGCACUUUCGACACUAAAUUUGGCGAGUAUGAAUGGAAACAUAAGCAGCACCAACUCGAUACGUCACGUAGGAAAUUCCAUCUUUAA
Plasmopara halstedii is the source of this 981-nucleotide messenger RNA. RefSeq names its product ribosome production factor 1. The record is from RefSeq and is a predicted model, not a curated record. Gene Ontology annotation, biological process: maturation of LSU-rRNA; maturation of 5.8S rRNA. The transcript has 2 exons. Gene Ontology annotation, cellular component: preribosome, large subunit precursor; nucleolus. NCBI's taxonomy places the organism in Eukaryota, Oomycota, Peronosporomycetes, Peronosporales, Peronosporaceae. Gene Ontology annotation, molecular function: rRNA primary transcript binding. The coding region runs from base 1 to 981 and encodes 326 amino acids.